UUUUCACUCAGAGCCUGCCCAUUCACCCCGCCUCCCUUGCACAGCAGGAAUGUGAAAUGCACCUGAACUGGAUCCUACACGAGGAAGAUUGACUGCUGAAAGUCACGAAUCCACCUGUUCCGGGACAGAAGUGAACCUGUCAGAUCCGCGCAAAAGCAUUAUCCAUUCGUUUCAUUUGCCUAAUCCCUGUCAACUGUGAAGAAACUGAAGGCAGCUCGUAAACGCGUGUACAACAAUGUUUGACUGCUGCGUGUCAGGUGAGGAAGCGGAGAGACUCAGGAUACACAGAGAAAUAGAGAGACAACUUCGUCGUGAUAAAACAGCCUCUCACCGGGAGUUGAAGUUGCUGCUGUUAGGGACUGGUGAAAGUGGGAAGAGUACUUUCAUCAAACAGAUGAGGAUCAUCCAUGGCACUGGAUACAGUGAAGCUGACAGGAAAGGUUUCACUCGGCUUGUGUUUCAGAACAUCGUCACAGCCAUUCAGGCGCUGAUCCACGCCAUGGAGACUCUACAGAUUGACUACAUCAGUGACCAGAACAUUCUCCACGCACAGAAGUUGAGCCAAGUAGAGGCAGACCGGGUGUCCACUUUGGAGGCUUGGCAGGUGGACGCCAUUAAGAGAGUGUGGAAUGACCAUGGUGUUCAAAUAUGCUACGACCGCAGGAGGGAAUUCCAGUUAUCUGACUCUGCCAAAUAUUAUCUGACCGACUUGGACAGAAUCACAGCCCCGUUUUACAUCCCCACCCUGCAGGACAUCUUGAGGGUCAGGGUCCCCACCACGGGGAUCAUAGAGUACCCCUUUGACCUUUCAAAAGUUAUCUUCAGGAUGGUGGAUGUGGGUGGUCAGCGUUCAGAGCGGAAGAAAUGGAUCCACUGUUUUGAGAAUGUCACGUCCAUCAUUUUUCUGGCGGCCCUCAGCGAGUACGAUCAAGUCCUUUACGAGAGUGAGAAUGAUAAUCGACUGAGAGAGAGCCUUGCCUUGUUCAAGACCAUCCUCUCAUACGCUUGGUUCCAAGAAUCCUCCACUAUCCUCUUCCUGAACAAAACAGACUUGCUACAGGAGAAAAUCACAAAGUCUCAUUUGGCAACCUACUUCCCAGACUUUACUGGGCCUCAGCAUGAUGCUGAAUCUGCAAAAAAGUUUAUCUUGGAAAUGUACAAGGAACGGCAUUGCGGGCACCCUAAACGCCUUUACACACACUACACCUGCGCCACGGAUACAGAGAACAUCCGGAUUGUCUUUAAGGCCGUCAAGGACACAAUCUUCAGAGAAAACCUGGGCAAGUUCAACCUCGAAUAAGGAGGUUGUAGGACAAAGUGAUCACUUGAUCUCAUCAUUUGGAACAAGAAAACUGGUACAGUCACAUGCUGUAACACCUUUGUGGACAUUUUAU
Micropterus salmoides (largemouth bass) is the source of this 1394-nucleotide messenger RNA. RefSeq names its product guanine nucleotide-binding protein subunit alpha-14-like. The transcript is spliced from 7 exons. The record is from RefSeq and is a predicted model, not a curated record. Gene Ontology annotation, cellular component: heterotrimeric G-protein complex. Gene Ontology annotation, molecular function: GTPase activator activity; guanyl nucleotide binding; G-protein beta/gamma-subunit complex binding. The coding region runs from base 236 to 1300 and encodes 354 amino acids. Gene Ontology annotation, biological process: adenylate cyclase-modulating G protein-coupled receptor signaling pathway; phospholipase C-activating dopamine receptor signaling pathway; action potential. NCBI's taxonomy places the organism in Eukaryota, Metazoa, Chordata, Actinopteri, Centrarchiformes, Centrarchidae.